Messenger RNA from Hippoglossus stenolepis (Pacific halibut), 829 nucleotides. Its product is annotated as prostate stem cell antigen-like. Gene Ontology annotation, cellular component: membrane. Bases 35 to 427 code for a protein of 130 amino acids. Gene Ontology annotation, molecular function: transmembrane receptor protein serine/threonine kinase activity. The transcript is spliced from 3 exons. The record is from RefSeq and is a predicted model, not a curated record. Lineage: Eukaryota; Metazoa; Chordata; Actinopteri; Pleuronectiformes; Pleuronectidae.
CACGGCCUGAGUCUAACUCUUCUCAUCCUCCAACAUGAACAGAAUUAUCCUCCAGCUCCUUGUACUGGGAUUCUGCAUCGCAAUCGGCCAAGCUCUGCAAUGCUACAAAUGCAAUAUAGGCGUGUGGGGCAUGUGCAUAACCUCUGAAACCGAAUGUAAAGCCGGACAGCAUUGCUUCAGUGGUGUUGGGACGGCAGCCGCCGGCCACGUGGCUAUACGAAAGAAGGGCUGUCUAGCGGAGGUUUAUUGCAACAAGACCACGUCGUGGAACCUUCUCAGCAACUCCAACUCCACUCUCUACACCAUGACCAAGACGUGCUGCAACACUGACCUCUGCAAUGCAGCGCCCGGUCUGCCCGGGGCCUCCGGGCUCAGCCUGGCCCUCGCCACCGUCACUGCUCUGCUCAUGGCCCAAGUCCUGGUUUGACAGAAGAUACAGUGGAUACUGGAUGACACAAAACACACACACACGCAAAAACACACACAUUUCAUAUUGUACACACACAAGCACUACCAGGGUUAAAUUGAAUGCCCACCUCAGACAUGAGCUCUUUGGUUUUGUAACGUUUUUUUCUUCUCUUCACACGCUUUGUCUUUAUUGUUCUCCGGGUUCUUUUUCAUUUCACACUAAUGUUUGUCCGUUAAAAUUAACUUUCCUACUUUUCCUAUCUUCCUUGUAUCAGCCUUCAUUUCUCUGUAAGAGAUUAAAAUGUGUAGCGGACAAACAAUUUAAAGUCAAAAAUGAAUGUGUAACCCUGACGUGAAUUUAUGAUUUGUUAACCAAUUUAUGAUGUCAAAGCUUUAAUAUAAACAUUUUUAUUUCUAGUCA